UCCUGUGAACCAAAUGCUAAAGUAACACGCGUGGUUCAAAGACACAAUGUGAUGACACGGUAACUUUUUCAAAUCGUUAGAGGGGCUAGCCGACAUAUCCUGCUUUUGAAAAGAACCAUAAACGUACGAAGAACUCCAUUGCAUUGUUACAGUUCUUGAAGCCUAGAUCGCAUAAUCAUGAGGACACGUUCAGCGGUAUUGUUCUUGUUGGUUAUAACAAACGUCAUUGGGAGAUCUCACGAAGCAGAAGAAGAAAAGCCACUAACAGACUACACGAAGUCGAUGGAAGAAGCUUUAAAUCUGUCUCGGAAGAUAAACGAAGCCUUGACGGCGCACGACAAAAAGUUGCGACCGAACGCUGGAGGUCCGCCUGUUAUGGUCGACGUGGAGUUCAAGAUCAUUUCCAUUGGAGAAAUUAAAGAGGCUAGCAUGGAAUACACGAUGGAUAUUUUCUUCCGUCAAUGGUGGAAUGAUCCAAGGCUAGCGCAUAAUUUCAGCACGCCUUUUAACAUGGCAGGAGACGCGACCAAGAUGAUAUGGACACCAGACACAUUUUUUUGGAAUGUAAAAGCUGCAAAGUAUCACAGAGUGACGCGAGAAAACAUGAGAAUAAAAAUACAUGGCGAUGGCAAGGUUUACUUCAGCACAAGGAUUACAUUUACCGCACAGUGUGACAUGAACCUUCGCUUGUACCCAAUGGACAUUCAAACUUGUCCUUUAAUCAUUGAGAGCUAUGCACAUACCACUGCUGAUGUGGAUUAUCGAUGGAAAGGAGGAAAGUCUCAAGGAGUUGAGAUCGUUUCUAAAGAAAUGGCGCAGUUUGACUUUGUUGGCGCAAAGACCACAACCAAGGCAAACACUAAUAGUAAAGGGUCUUUUGCCAGUCUUCGUGCAUUCUUCACGUUCAAGCGUCGUGUGUCGUAUUUCAUCACGGCGACCUACAUGCCUGCUGUAGUCCUUGUCAUUCUGAGCUGGUGUUGCUUUUGGAUCAACCGCUCUGCCGUGCCUGCCCGAGUCACUCUCUCCAUAACAACCAUUCUAACCACAAUACUAUUGUAUGGAGCUGUCAACUCAAACAUGCCAAAGGUCAGCUACAGUAAAGCUAUUGAUUACUUCCUCAUGACGUCUCUGGGUUUUAUCUUCAUGUCACUUCUGGAAUACAUCCUAGUUCUUAACACGGAUCCGCGAUUCUGGACUGAAAGACGGAGAGAGCAAAAAUCCGAAAAAAUGAAAUCACUAUACAAGGAGAUUCCAGCAGAGACUCUGGUCACGUUAAUGGACAGCAAGAAUACAUCAAAUGACCUUCCCAAGGAAAGCACAGAGAUGACUCCUCUAAAUGGACCCACUAAAGAGGUCGAAAAGGAGCCGCCCAAACCACCAGCACCUAUCAAGUCUCAUUGGAUUGAUCGUGUUGCUCGAGCCAUCUUCCCUUUAGUUUAUUUUUCAUUUAUAGCAUUCUACUGGGUAUACUACAUUAAUCAUCCCGAGUCCGCUCUUGGUGCGGUUACUGAAUGAAAACAAUUCCUUCGGAAGUGAUAAAUUGAGGCUAAUUUUCUUUUAGUGGAAGUUCUUUCCACUUAGAAGGAACUUGACUGCUUAUCGACGUGCAAAAAAUCUGAAGUAAGCGAUCUGACUACUGUUGAUUAAUUUUAAGAAAAUCAUGACAGCAUGAUUCAUUAUUUUAGCUUAAAAGUAAGUAACACUAAUACCACUUCACAAUUGAAGCCUGCGAAUCGGGUUGGAAAAAGGAACCAGUUGUCUAAAUAAGCUGAAUAUGUGUGUUCAGACUGGGGUGACACAAAAGUGUCCAAACGAUAAACUUAAUGAUAGAGAAUUGACAUAAAUUACUAAUUAAUAUUAUAGACUAAUCGUUUAGUCUAAUUACAGGUAUCAGAAAUACGAUACAGUGUGGAUCAAUGGGAUCGAUCGAAGAGUAAGAUGCCGUUUACAAUGUUAUUCUCUAUUUCUUGUUAAAGGUAUAACAUAGCAGGAUAAUUCCUAAAGUGAUUCAACAAAAUAAACAUGCAAAACAAAUAGCAAUGUCAAAAGAUAAACUGGCCGUUUGUUCAGACUGAAUUAGACUUAAAGGCAAGUCCAAAAUAUAUUUAUACAUAUACAAGAGACAAUCAAAUAAUCGGCUCCUGAAAUAUCGUAUUUGGCGGUUAAGGAUGACGUAAUUCUAAGUCGCACAGUUCAUUAGAUAUUAUUGAAGAAUAUACAUAGCUGUUAUGUAACGUUUAUCCUCAUCUAAAGCGUGUUUUGGCAAGGGGGACUAAGACGAGCACAUGCUGCGUUCAGUACAUAAAUACGGUGAGGCAUUGGUUAGUGAAGUUGGAUACUAAAGCCAGUUGUCAUUUAUUUUAUAUGAAACAAGCAAAAUAAAUCAGGUGUAUAAAAUGUAAGGCAUAAUGCCGAAAGGAAUUAAUCAACUUAUCAAAGAUAAAAGAAAAUGGUAGAAGCCCAAACACUGAAAACAAGACAACUGCACGUAUUUUCUAACGAUUAACUAAAGGUUGAUUGUUUUUUAAUUCAAGUAAAUAAAUUAGCCGCAACUGAUAUGUUUAGCAGAGUUUCCCUUUCUUUGCUCCUACUGGAAUAGUAUUAUAUCAUUUUUUGUGUUUUAUAAUAUAUCUGGCGCGCAAUAUUCCAAACGAAAAAAAUUAAUCGAGCAACUGGAAGAAGAGAAUUCAUGCACGUAGGAAUAUGCGCUUAAUUAAGAACAUGUCUUCGCAGACUGAUAUGUUAUAAUUACACGCAAUUCAAUCAGAUAGAGACUCUUUUGGCUGAUAAACAAGUUAGAAGUAGUGUAUACUGAUUUAGGGUUAUAAGUUGUUGGUAUAGCAUUUAGAAUACAUUUUAACCCUCUAAGCCGUGUAAACAAACAAACAAACAAACAAACAAACAAACGAACAAACAAACAAACGAACAACUUAAAGAUGAUCCGCAACACAAUAUAACUAAUGGCUAUGGAGGUUUUCUACACAUAGCUGCAACAACGCUGCAAGCAUUAAAAACGAAUGAAUGAAAUAAAGCCGGUCCCAUGGAGACAGAGAGAGUGGCUUAUAUAUAUAUGAAUAAAAGAAAAAAUCAUGAUAGGUGUCAAAUUAGUACAAAAAAUAUAAGCGCUAAUAUUAUUGUAAUAUUAAUUAAAUGCAUUGCGAUGUGUUUUUGGGUGAAAUAUCUGACUAUAAGUAGAAAUAGGCCAAUUUCGAUACAUUAAAAUUGUAACUAUGUUUGUGAUGAGAGAUAAAUAACUCAUUUCUAUUGAUUUAUUCCCUUAAGCCCCGGAGCCAAAUCAGAAUUUUAAUAUAUCAAAAUUGGCCUUCUAUCAUUUAAUUUACACAAAUGUACUAUUUGCCCGAAGUCUCAUUUAUUUCACUUAAUCAUCUGUAACUAAGUUUGACCCUGACAGCUAUAGUCUCACUGUUAAACUUAUGUACAUCAUAUCCAAAGGAGCAAUUGCUUGAGCUGAAAAUAAUGAAUGUUAUUAAUAUUAUUAGCCACUGUGCAAAAAUGAUGGUAACUUGUUAGUGGUUUCCUUGUGGUCAAUUUAAUACCACGAAAGGAUAAAUUAUUCGGCAAUUAUAUUGCCAUAACAUUAAUUGCAGUAAUAUAAAAAUGGCCGUUGUUUCACUUUCUUAAGUUAUAAUAAGGUUAAAAAUUAACGUCUUUUGCUUUGCCUUACGAGGUAAAUCACUUAUUUGUACAGCCUUUAUAUAAAUGCCUGCUAAUAAAAGCAUAAAAACAUGAA
Messenger RNA from Orbicella faveolata, 3751 nucleotides. RefSeq names its product gamma-aminobutyric acid receptor subunit beta-3-like. Gene Ontology annotation, biological process: monoatomic ion transmembrane transport. Gene Ontology annotation, cellular component: membrane. Gene Ontology annotation, molecular function: transmembrane signaling receptor activity; extracellular ligand-gated monoatomic ion channel activity. The record is from RefSeq and is a predicted model, not a curated record. Lineage: Eukaryota; Metazoa; Cnidaria; Anthozoa; Scleractinia; Merulinidae.